AUGUCAGACAACGAAGAGCAAAAUGAGUCUAUUGCACAAUCAAACACAAAUGCAUAUAGAAACAGUGACCAUCGACGAGUGCGACGCCGAUAUUAUCAGUGGCCCAAACGACACCAUUCAGUGCUUAGAAAGAGAUGUAUAUUACCUCGCGGAAAUCGUCGCAAUAUUCGUUCAUCACGUCGGCAGUCAACAAAUUUGCCACCCGAAAUAAUUCAUGCUAGCACACAAACAGAUAUAACUAGUGAAACCGAACAAGAAAUGUAUCCAAAUGAUUGUAGUAGUAUUAGCAUUGAAUCAAGAGAGAAUCAAUCAGACCCAACUGAAUCAGUGAAUGAACAAGCUUUAACACGACCAGUUACACCCGCUACUCUGCCAUCAUCUCCGAUCUCUUCUCAAGCUCGUUUUAAUUUCGUGACCGAAAAUCCCAUGAAAGUCGCCGUUUCCUAUGCUGGCGAAACAGAGUCUCGAGUCACAGUGAUCAGUAAACUGAUUCAUGAUAAACUUAGUACUCCAGAGAGUCCUUUUCCCGUUUUCUACGCACCUAAUUUUCAAGACGAAUUGGCUGGAUUUAAUGGUAUGAAGAAAUUGCUAAAAAUAUAUCGAAAAGCUUCUCUCGUCGUUGUAUUUCUUUCCACUACUUAUCACACAUCACCUUUUUGUGAAGAAGAAUGGAGAACAAUAAGAAAUCGUUUCAUAUAUGCUGAGAAAGAAGAAGAACGUAAACGGUUACUAUUUGUCAAACUGACUGAUUACAAUGCAGAAGAGCUUAACCUUGUUUCUGAUGACUUUUAUAUCGAUGGAUUGAAAAUGAAUGAUCAACAAGUGGCUGAUUUGAUUGUUAGUCGAUGGCGUAAGUUAGAAAAGCCGGCCAUUCAAUGA
Molecule: messenger RNA, 879 nt
Organism: Adineta steineri
Lineage: Eukaryota; Metazoa; Rotifera; Eurotatoria; Adinetida; Adinetidae
Source: the annotation of a GenBank genome assembly